This is a messenger RNA of Saprolegnia diclina VS20, 321 nucleotides long. RefSeq lists its product as hypothetical. Bases 1 to 321 code for a protein of 106 amino acids. The transcript has a single exon. NCBI's taxonomy places the organism in Eukaryota, Oomycota, Saprolegniomycetes, Saprolegniales, Saprolegniaceae. The record is from RefSeq and is a predicted model, not a curated record.
AUGAGCUACCACGUAUGGUGGACGUUCGAUACGUUUGUCGCGUUUGCGCAGGCACUUGUGACGCAGCACGACGCAGCGGUGCAGCGCAAGAUUGUGCUCGAGACCGACGUUGACACCAACCUCUUUUGCUGGCUGCGCACCGAGGCGCCGCGCCGGAUGGGUGACAUGUACACGUUCGAGACCGACCUCCACCACACGUCCGGUCGGAUCCAGCACCUCCUCGAGCUUCUCAUGCGAACGCACUACUACCACUGGGGCUUCCGCGUCAACGACAGCAUCGCUGUUUACAAAGGCGUACCCAAAAGCCUCGUCAUAGCCUAA